Messenger RNA from Cordyceps fumosorosea ARSEF 2679, 963 nucleotides. Its product is annotated as syntaxin 5. The transcript has 3 exons. Gene Ontology annotation, biological process: intracellular protein transport; vesicle fusion; endoplasmic reticulum to Golgi vesicle-mediated transport. Gene Ontology annotation, molecular function: SNARE binding; SNAP receptor activity. The record is from RefSeq and is a predicted model, not a curated record. Bases 1 to 963 code for a protein of 320 amino acids. Lineage: Eukaryota; Fungi; Ascomycota; Sordariomycetes; Hypocreales; Cordycipitaceae. Gene Ontology annotation, cellular component: endomembrane system; Golgi membrane; SNARE complex.
AUGGCCGCCACUUCGAUCCAAGACCGGACGUCCGAGUUCAAGUCGGUCCUCGCACUCGCGCAGCGCAAGCAAAAUGCGAACAAGAUGGGCGCCCAACGGCGCUCGCUACUGACCGACUCGCAAAAGGCGGCCGCUAAUGGCGACGCGCAACCUCGACGAUCCGACUUCGCCAAGAAGGCGGCCGAGAUUGGCCGCGGCAUCUCAUCGACCAUGGGCAAACUGGAGAAGCUCGCGCAACUGGCCAAGCGACGAACGCUAUUCGACGACCGCCCGGUCGAAAUCAACGAACUCACCUUUGUUAUCAAGCAGGACCUUUCGUCUCUGAACCAGCAGAUCGGCGCGCUCUCCAUGAUGUCAAAACAGCAGCACCCUAAGGGGGCCGACCAGGAGGGAGAGCACAACAAAAAUGUCGUCUACCUGCUGCAAGGCAAGCUAACCGAUGUGUCGGUCAACUUCAAGGACGUGCUGGAGGCGCGCACCAAGAACAUCCAAGCAUCGCGCUCACGCACCGAAAACUUCAUCUCCAACGUGUCGCAGCACGCGCAGCCGUCACUGCAGCAGUCGGCGUCGCCGCUGUACGGUACACCGAACCGCACGUCGCCGGCGCCGGGGGCCGACACGCUCUCGCUCAACCCCGUCAGCCACAACCAGAUGCUCAUGAUGGAGGAGGCGCAGCCGGCCAACACGUACAUCCAGCAGCGCGGCGAGGCCAUCGAGGCCAUCGAGAAGACGAUUGGCGAGCUCGGCAGCAUCUUUGGCCAGCUGGCGACCAUGGUGUCGGAGCAAAGCGAGAUGAUCCAGCGGAUAGAUGCCAACACUGAGGACGUGGUGGAUAAUGUCGACGGUGCGCAGCGCGAGCUGCUCAAGUACUGGUCGAGGGUGUCGGGCAACCGCUGGCUAAUAGCCAAGAUGUUUGGCGUACUGAUGAUUUUCUUCCUGCUAUGGGUGUUGGUAUCGGGCUAG